AUCGCGAUUCGCACUCUCUGAAGUCAAGGCGCACAGUUCGGGUGCCGAGGCUUUCUUACCUAGGUGUGAAACCAUGAAUCUGUCCAUCACGGAAGGAGCAGCAAUCAGCUGCAGACAUCAAGCUCCUUCGUGUCUUAGUAACUUGAUAUCCGGUGAACUCUACGAGGAACGCGGGACCGUCUUCGGCGCUGAAAAUGCCUUCGAUUUGGCACUCGAAUGCUGCAUGGAAACGGAGCAGGCGUAAUUUCGAUCCUGGCUGGGUUUCGCGGGACACCCUGUUGCGCACAGGUCGAUCGAUGUGAUGAUCAGACUCUUCAUCGUCCUUCAUCAGGUGGAGCAUGACCAUGCCGUCCGUCACAGCAUCCUUGAGGUCCGCAUCGGCAAGUCUAUCUACAAGGAUGUACGCAUCUGCGGUCCUUACCCACGGUUCUUCGUCCUCGAGCUGCUCUUUAGGGCCCAUGCCGAGCACGAUCCUGCGCUGGUGUAUCCAAUUCGCGGAAAUUUCGAAUACCCCGGGAUGGACGUCGACCGGUUUGACGGCCCGUGUAUCGUUCCCAAGCCAGCCGUCUCGCAACGCGCGACGGAAAGAAGUCGGAAUUGUCGGCCAAGCGCGUCCUGUCGAUGUGGAACAAUGUUUGCGACGAUCCCACUCCAAUAUUUAUUGGGUCGGAUGAGAAACUGGUUUGGCAUUCGGUUAGGCAUGGUCGGUUCAUGCGGACAGGGAACUUGGAUACUUGAUGGCGUUACCAAUUGGCACCUCGCAAUGAUAGAAACCCAUCCUUCCGAUGUCUCCACGCUUCCUCAUCUUGUUGCUUAAGAACAGGGAUAUUUCUCUAUUCGGUGCCGAUCAAG
Dissoconium aciculare CBS 342.82 is the source of this 852-nucleotide messenger RNA. RefSeq lists its product as uncharacterized. NCBI's taxonomy places the organism in Eukaryota, Fungi, Ascomycota, Dothideomycetes, Mycosphaerellales, Dissoconiaceae. The transcript has a single exon. The record is from RefSeq and is a predicted model, not a curated record. Bases 302 to 817 code for a protein of 171 amino acids.